This is a messenger RNA of Nycticebus coucang (slow loris), 10156 nucleotides long. RefSeq names its product suppressor of cytokine signaling 6 (gene SOCS6). The transcript is spliced from 2 exons. The coding region runs from base 4639 to 6246 and encodes 535 amino acids. Gene Ontology annotation, biological process: regulation of growth; protein ubiquitination; phosphatidylinositol phosphate biosynthetic process. Gene Ontology annotation, molecular function: 1-phosphatidylinositol-3-kinase regulator activity. NCBI's taxonomy places the organism in Eukaryota, Metazoa, Chordata, Mammalia, Primates, Lorisidae. The record is from RefSeq and is a predicted model, not a curated record. Gene Ontology annotation, cellular component: phosphatidylinositol 3-kinase complex.
AGUCUUUGAAAAUUUAAUGAGAUUUGUUUUGGUCUAUUCUGCAAAAUGAAGCCUUGUUCCUGAGGUCAAGUUAGUUGAUAACAUUUACAUCUUACAUAUCCUUGCUGUUUUCUCUCUACUGGUUUUGGCAAUUAUUGGAAUUAGCUUAUGGAAAUCUUCAAAUAUUACUGAAUUGCCUAUUUCUCCUUUCAGUCCUAUCAGCUUUUGCUUUAUGUAUUCUGGGGUUUUGUUGUUAAGCGUGCACGCGUUAACUACCGUGUCUUUCUUAUGCAUUGACCAUCUUAUAAUUUUGAAGUAUCCCUUUUGCCUCUGGUAAUACUUGUCUUAAGGUCUGUUUUGUCAGGUAUUAAUAUAGCCAUUCUGUGUUCCUGUGUAUCUCCAGAAGUGCUUGUGGCUGUUGUGUGAAUUGCUGGCUGCCAGUUAUCUGGCUACUUUCUUUGUGAAAUACCACUUUAACGUAAAAGAGCUAUUAACAGACGUGCUGUGAUUAUUCAUCUUGGAUUUUAAGUAGAUAUUUUCUCGUGAGUGAUCAAAAUGAGCCUACGACUUGAAUUAAAACAAUCGAUAGUAUUGUUGCCAGUGACAAAAUUCAAGGUUUUAGGUAAAAAUUACACUUAUGGAAAACUUGUCUCCACCAUUAUUAGUUUAACUGCUUCUCAAUACUUAAAAUACUUUUCUAAUGAAAUUCACAAACAUGCUUUUAUGAUGAUGUACAAUGAUGUAAUGAAUACAUGAUGUAAAGAAAUAAUGCAUGCCUAAGAAAUUCCUUCAAAAUGCAAGACAAACCAGUGGAUUUCAGUGUUACAGAAUUAAAAAAAUAUAUAUUCUUGAUAGGGUUUCAGAUUUCACAGUGCAGUUUAACUUUUAUUUUUCUUUUUUGAGAUGGGGCCUUGCGGUGUUGCCCAGGCUAGUCUCGAACUCCUGGCCUCAAGUGAUCAUCCUGCCUCAGCCUUGCAAAUAGCUGGCAUUGUAGCUAUGCAUCACCAAACUCUGCUAAUGCAAUUUAACUUCUAAGAAGCUAUCACUCAUUGAGUUUUGGUGUAGUGUCAAAGAAAAAUAUCCGUAAUUAUACAGAAAACUUAACUAAAUAAAAUAUGUUCUUUUUUAAAACUACGCACAUAUAUAUUCGUAGGAGGCUGAAUUUUCUUCUUAGACUUUAACUAAAACAACAUGCAGGAGUCCCCCAGUCUGCAGUUCCAGUUACCUGCUGUCAGCCAUGGUCUGAAAACAGACGAGAACCAUAUUGUGAGAGAGAGCGAGAAACUGUAUUUGCAUAAUUUUUACUAUAGUGUGUUGUAAUAAUUGUUCCUUUUUAUUAUUAGUUAUAGUUGUUAAUCUCUUUCUGUGCCUAAUUUAUAAAUUGAAUUUUAUCAUAGAUAUGUAAAUAUGGGGAAGACCAUAGUGUACUAUACAUGGAGUUCAUUGCUGUCUCUGGUCGGGGUCUACUAGGGGUCUUGGGCUGUAUCCCCUGCGGAUGGGGGGGUGGGGGCUACUGUGUUGUAACAGAUUCAGGCGCAGAAGCAGAUAUGAGAGUCCAUCUGUCUUUUCUAAUGUAAAGUGGUGCUACUUCUUUUACUGAUUUUUAUUGUUUGGGAAAAUAGUUGUUUUUCAUGAAAAUGUUAUUUAUGUUAACAUGUAAAGAGUAUAUUUUCAUUUUGAAAUGAAUUAAUAGUUAAACAUUUUAACAUUUUCUUGGUUUUAUGUUCUGGUAGGGUAAAAUUCAGUAGCUCUACCCCAUAUAAACAGCUGUUUGUGAUCAUUAAUAAUUUUUAAGAGCUAAAGAGUUCUCGAGACCAGAAAGUUUUGAGAACUACUUUAUUUAAACAAUAGAAUGACAGACCAACCCAGAGUGGUGGCUCACACCUGUAAUCCCAGCACACUGGGAGGCCGAGGCGGGCUGAUCCCCUGAGCUUACAAGUUAGAGCUAGAGUGAGACCUCCUCUGUUAAAAAUAGCCAGGCAUUGUGGCGGGUGCCUGUAGUCCCAGCUACUUGGGAGACUGAGGCAAGAGGGUCCCUUGAGCCCCAAAAGUCUGAGGGUACUGUGAGCUAUGAUGCCAUGGUACUCUACCGGGGUGACAAAGUGAGACUGUCUCAAAAAUUAAAAAAAGAAAAAUGACAGACCAAUUUGUUAUUGGGGAAGAAUGUGAGCUUUGCAGUUAGGUGCAAAUUCUGUCUCUGCUGUCCCUGAGACUCGGUUUCCUCAUUUGUAAAAUGGGGAUAAUGAAGCUAUUUUUUUGUUGAGUUUUAAGUCGUUGUUUUGUUGUUUUAUUUCUUCAUUGCAUGUUAUGAUGACUGAAGACAUGACUACCUCAAGUCAUUUCUUAAAAAAGAGGUUGAAAGGGCAGCCCCUGUGGUUUAAGGAGUAGGGCGUUGGCCCCAUAUACCAGAGGUGCUGGGUUCAAACUUGGUCCUGGCCAAAAAACUGCAAAAAAAAUACAAAUAAAAAAGAGGUUGAAAAAUAGAUUUGGCUAUGUUUUAAUAUGCCCCAUUGUGCUUUUACUACAUGUGAUACUGUUGUAUGGAAUCCCUAGAAGAGCAAAAAAUAAAAAUGUUUUGAUGUUAAUAAAAAAAAAAAGUUGAAAUUAUUUGAAGACAUCUUCUCAUACAGAUAAAGUGUUUUUUUAAAUGUAUAAAACUUUUUCUUUUGAACCUUUAUAUUCAUUUUUAAGUGUAUGUGUAAACUUAAAAUUUUACAAUUAAAGAACAGUAAAACUAAUUCAGAACAUUCACUUAGGCAUGAGACAGAUGGUAACUCUAUAAAAAGAUGGCAUAUAUUUUUGAGUGUGCAAACAGAAAAACAGAUACUCUUAAAAAUUUUAGAGUAAUCUUUGCCUAGAAAAUGAAAGGGAGCAAAAAAAGUCCAUAUGGCCUAAUAGAACUUUUUUAUAGUUUCUAAUGUCUAGGAUUGAAUUUUGUUUCUUUAAUAUUAGUAUUGAUAAAUAGUUUGUAAAUAUGGAUUGGUAGUUGAACAAGGAAUCAUUUUCAAGUAGGUAAAUUGCCACAUAGUUUUAAUGUGGUUGCCGGUCUCUUUGUUUUCUGGGGUGUGGAUGGGAUGGUAGGAUUAAUUUAAAUGUGAAUACCUAAUCCCUCAGAACCAAUUGCUGACUCUGCUAUCCAGGCAGUUACCCAUCAGGCUUGAGUGGAAAACAUGGUACUUAGUGAGUUCAUCUAAGACACAACCCAAUUCAAUAUUUCAAAGCAACUAGGGUCGCGCGUUUUAUUUUUUACAACAUGUUCAAAACAGGACACAACAGUGGGCUUUUUACAGUUGCUUCUUUUGUGGACAUGAUAUUGCUGAUCUUCUACUGUGCUGGGUUGUGUGAUAUGAGUGCUUUUCAGUAAGAAUGAGCUCAUGCUGAUUCCAUCUACACAAUCCCCAAGCGUAGACAUUUGUGGAAUAUUUCUCCUUUCUUUCAACUCCCACCUUGUGUUACUGUUAUGUUAUGAAGGGGUUUAUAUUACAGUUUAUCCAUUCCUAUGUGCCUGUCUCGCCUGCUGGAUUAGGAGACCAUAAAUUUAUUAAUCUGCCUGUCAUUGUACAGGGCUGGUCACAUAGUGGGGCCUUAGUAACUAGUGUGAAGUGAGUCAAUGAACAUGCUCAGAAUUUAAGCUGGGUCUUCCAUUAGAAAACUGGUGCUGAACUGCUGGGUCUGGAGGUCAAAAUCAUGCUCUCAGUUUUAUUGGUAUUUUCAGUUCAAGCUAAUGGUCUUGUUAUGGCAUUAUACUCUGGUGGUCCUAAGAAAGGCAGAACAGGGCCACAGAGGAAAUAAAACAUGCACAGUUGAAACAGAAUGUCUUUGUAAACAGUAUUACAGUGAUCAUUUAGUAUGACUAGAGAGCCAAGACCUUUUCCUAUGAAAUAAAUGCCUUUCAGAAAGUCUUGCAGGGGUGUCCAACCUAUGGCCCGUGGCCAGAUGCAGAUUACUAAGGACUGUUUUGUUUAUCUGUGACACUUGGGGAAAGUCCCACAGCAAGUGGCUAAGUAGGCUUUGAACUCACUGAGGCAUGCUCAGUCACCUCAAGGACUCUCUGUUUGGGACUCAGUACAAGUUUUGCAGAAGCUUCAGUGAUGGAAUGUAUUUUAAGCUAUUCAGGUAAAACGGGUGUUCAACCUGUGGCCCGUGGCCUGUAUACAGAUUAUUUGAAGACUGUUUUGCUUCUAUGUGAUGAUAGCUUGAAAAGUAUGCAUGGACCUUUUCUUUUAUUAAUCAGUUUUUGUUAGUGUUUCUGUGUUUAUUGUGUGGCCCAAGACAACUCUUAUUCUUUCCUGUGUGGGGCAGGAAAAAGCAAAGUUUGGACAACCCUGCUUAGAGACUCAAAAUUGUAGCAUUCUGAUGAUGGAACAACAAUGUACCAAAAAAAGUUUAGAAGCUGUAUUUCUGGAUACAGAAGUAAAAAUUUGCCAUGGGGAAAAAAAUGCAGAAAAAAAACUUCUGGAAAUACACUGGCAGUUGUUCAUCCUGUAAGCAUUUGUCUUCUCCGUCCUCUGUGCUCAGCCCUGGGAGUGUGACGAAAAUGGCUCCAAAGGUUAAAUGAAGCUGGAAAAAUACAUAGAUGCAGCGUCGCAGCCUCUCCAGAUGUUUGGGGAUAAUAUUGCAGAGAGAGGUUGAUCCCCUUGGGUUAGGUAACUAGUCAUAAUGAAGAAAAUUAGUCUUAAAACUUUCCGGAAAUCUUUUAACUUGAAUAAAAGUAAAGAAGAAACUGAUUUCAUGGUAGUACAACAAGCAUCCCUAGCCGGUGACUUCGGGAAAGAUGACUCCCUGUUUGGUAGCUGCUAUGGUAAAGAUAUGGCCAGCUGUGACAUCAACAGCGAAGACGAGAAAGGCGGCAAAGCCAGGUCCAAAAGCGAAAGCCUGAUGGGUACAUUGAAAAGGCGGCUUUCGGCGAAACAGAAGCCCAAGGGUAAGGGCGGCGCGCCGUCCGGGAGCUCCGCCGACGAGGACACCUUCUCCUCCUCCUCGGCGCCCCUGGUCUUCAAGGACGUGCGCGCGCAGAGGCCCAUCCGGUCCACCUCGCUGCGCAGCCACCACUACAGCCCCACGCCGUGGCCGCUGCGGCCCACCACCUCGGAGGAGACGUGCAUCAAGAUGGAGGUGCGGGUCAAGGCCCUGGUGCACUCCUCCAGCCCCAGCCCCGCGCUGAACGGCGUCCGGAAGGACUUCCGCGACCUCCAGGCGGACGCCGCGGGCCAGGAGCAGCCCAACGCGCUCAAGGGUCCGGCCUCGCCCAACGAGGACCUGCACCUACACCUGGACGAACAUGUGCCUGUCGUUAUCGGACUCAUGCCUCAGGACUACAUUCAGUACACCGUGCCUUUAGACGAGGGGAUGUAUCCUCUGGAAGGGUCGCGCAGCUAUUGUCUGGACACAUCUUCUCCCAUGGAGGUCUCCGCGGUGCCCGCGCCGGGGGCAGGCCGCCCCUUCCCCGAGGACGAGAAUCAGGUAGACCCGGACCUGGUGGUGGCCCCGGAGAUGUUCGCAGACCGGCCCGUGAGCGGCCUGCUGAUCGGCACCACGGGCGUGGUGCUGCAGAGCCCCCCAGCGGGGCACGACGACGUCCCUCCGCUCUCACCAUUGCUACCUCCAAUGCAGAAUAGUCCAUUCCAAAGGAACUUCGGUGGACUCGCCGGCUCGGAAGUCCACGUGGCUGAAAGCGUGCGCUGUCAUUUGAAUUUCGACCCUAACUCUGCUCCCGGGGUCGCCAGAGUUUACGACUCGGUGCAAAGUAGCGGUCCCAUGGUGGUGACGAGCCUUACGGAGGAGCUGAAGAAACUGGCGAAGCAGGGAUGGUACUGGGGCCCCAUCACCCGCUGGGAGGCCGAGGGGAAGCUCGCCAACGUGCCCGACGGCUCUUUCCUCGUUCGGGACAGUUCCGAUGACCGUUACCUUUUAAGCCUGAGUUUUCGCUCCCAUGGUAAAACGCUUCACACUAGAAUCGAGCACUCAAAUGGUAGGUUUAGCUUUUAUGAACAGCCCGACGUGGAAGGACAUACAUCUAUAGUUGACCUAAUUGAGCAUUCAAUCAGGGACUCUGAAAAUGGAGCUUUUUGUUAUUCAAGGUCCCGGCUGCCUGGAUCUGCCACUUACCCUGUCAGACUGACCAACCCCGUGUCCCGGUUCAUGCAGGUGCGUUCUUUGCAGUACCUGUGUCGUUUCGUUAUACGUCAGUAUACCAGGAUAGACUUAAUUCAGAAACUGCCUUUGCCAAACAAAAUGAAGGAUUAUUUACAGGAGAAGCACUACUGAAAGAUUGAGAGCCCUGCAUCUUGCACUUUGGGAAUAAGAAAAAAGAGAUUGAAAUACAGUUUACAAACUUUCAUUGCCAUCAGAAUCUUUUGCUGCCAUAACUAUUUCAGUUUUAUGUGUUAGAAGAAUCAUUAAUUUGUUUAGGGGCGGGGAAGUGUCUGCAAGGUGUUUUGGGUUUAUUUUGGUUCUUUAAAAAGGGAAGUCUUGAGGUUUUAGAAGUGUGAAUUAUCUUUUCAUCAAUGUGCAGAAUCACAAUGUGAAUUAUGAAAUUCUCCUUAUCCCCACCCCAAUCCUUUGCUGCUAUCCACUGUGAUUUUUAUGCAUUGAAAGCACAUUUCAUGUGUAUUCAACCCUAAGUAAAGUUCAAUGAAAUUUAAAAUGAAAAUUGCUAUGUCUUUUUAAAUGACCCGUUUUCAAAAGAUAGUGUUGAAUAAACAUACCUAUGUGAUAAGACAGAAUUUACAUAUACACUGAAAAUGAUUUUUUAAUUUCAUACUUUAAAAAGACUUAUUUAGAAUUAUGAAUUGAUGUAAUCUUGGGUAAUAGAAUGCAGAUCUGCCACAUAUCUUUGACAAUGCUCUUUUCUAAAUUAUUGCGAAGGUUGUGCUCAUCAUUUUGGUUGUCAAAAGUUGAAUUUUUUUUUUGCCUUCAUUUUCAUCUUGCGGUUUGUCUAUUUUAAUAAAUGGCCUUACAUUUAAAAAAUUGUAAAGAAAUGUAUACCACCAGUUUAGAAAUUGUUGCCUUUUCUGUCAUUAAACUCGGGUACAAAUUGGCAUAACAUAUAUAAAAACCUAUGGAACUAGAACUAUUAUUAAAGAGAUAUUAGAUCAUAGUUUCCUGUGAUAGCAUUUUUUUUGUCUGUGUUUCUUUACACUUUCCUUUGAUAAAGUGUUUUAUCUGUGAUUUCUUUAGCUCAGCCAACAUUUCCUUGGGUGAACUUGAUUAUACAUCUAAUUUUCAUAAAUGGACUAGAUUCUCUCUUGCAACAUUGAAGCUUAUAUAAAGUUUUAAAUUGAUUUGGUUAGAAAGGAAACAUUGUUUUAAAGUUAGAUUUAUAUUUUUAUGUAGUGUGCUAUUCAGUGUGAUGGAUUUGGCCACUCCUUCCCCUCACUUAAAAUAAUCUUCAAAGACUUUAGUUACAACACUGUGGAGAUCGUGGAGCAGUUUUUCUCACAGCGUGAGAAAAACUAUUAAAACCAUAUCAGGUAUAUGGAAGUCUUAUGCCUACCUGUAUAUACUGCCAUUUACAAAUAGAUUUUUUAUUUUAUUUUUUUUAAAUUUAGCUAGUCUUUAAGUAAUUUGGUAUCACUAUUUUAUCUCUCUGAGUCACUUGGAGUGGGGAAGGAUGUUAUGCCCAAUAAUUUUUAGUUAUUUUGAAAUGUGUAGGGUUUAUUCAUUUUACAGUUCUCCAGUGUUUGUAGUAUUUGGGAAUUACCUUGUCCAGAAGAUGUUUCCAGCUAUACAGCUUAAAGGAACAUGUUUCCAAGUUGGACCAUGUCAUUUGAGAUGUUUCUUCCUUUGUCAUUUAGAGUUUUCUUGUCUCUUCUACUUAAAACACUAGGGCUGAGGUCUUAGGUCAGAUUUACUGGCUUUGUCAUUCACACAUACCUGUGUCUCACUUUUUCCUCUAUUUGUCUUAUAGGGUCAGAACUGAGAUAUUACCAAGAAAAGGCACAGUGCCAUGAUAUCAUGGUGUUAGGAUAUUUUGAUUUAAAGGGGAAAGGUACUUAAUUUUGAUAGAAGGUUGAUUGUACCUUGUUACAAAGACUCCUCUUUGAUUGUCUGAUUUGUUUUCACCUAAUAAGAUGGCAUGGGGAAUAUACUGUAAUAAUAUAAUUAUUCACUAUAAGCUAUUUGGGUUAAGAACUAUUACAGAGUUGUAAGCUUGUUAUCAAAUGCAAGACUUUUAAACUAUUUUUUUGCAAAACUAUUUAUUUUUAAACAACUUAAAAUAUAUCUAGGGUGAGUUAAAAGUCUCUGUGCAUCUAUAUUAGAUGGCAGGUUUUGUCUCAGAGUCACUGUGUAUUAAUGAUAAACGUCGAAAUGGGUUCUCCGUAUCUCCAGGAGCACUUAUGCAUCCUCUCUUUGAGAUCAGAGUGCACAGAGGUCUUUGGACUGCCCUGAACCUGUCUUAUGUGGACACAACCUGUUCCCCGCAUUUUCUCUUGAUGCUCUAUGUUUAAGACCUACCCUUUUGGUGUCAAGAUUAUUCUAAUUUUCAUCUGAAUGUUUUAAAAAUUGUAUUUUAUGUUUUAAGGAGGGCAAGUCUUGAUACUGUUCUAAUUCAGAAAGCCAAUGUUUGAUGUGCUUUUAUAUAUUCAUAAUAUAUAAUACUUUUAAGUAAUAUGCCCUAUUCUUAUCCAACUUAAAAUUGUUAGAUUUUGAUAGUGUUAACAAUAAAAAUCAAAAUAUUUGCCAAAAUCUGAAUUACAAUUGCCAAUAAAUUUAUAAGCUAAAAGGUGUGUGUAUUGCAAAAUUCUCUUCUUUUGUGUAGAAAGAUAUCCAUUUGGCAGAGUAGCACAACAUAAUGUGAAAGAUUGGCUUUAUAUGCUACUGAAACAGGCUGGUUAAAAGUGGAGACAGGGCAAAAAGAAAGAGAACUUCAUCCUGUAGUUUGUUCUAGAUACAAUUUGGGUAAAUAUUUGGAUCCUAGUGAAAGGUAACAGGUGAUACAGACAACCUGUGAAUCAUUUUUAAAUAUGUGCUUCUAAAAAUUUGCUCAAGGCAAGAAAAAGAAAACAGGAAAGUUGCAUCCAUUUGCCAUAGUAAGUGAAUCAGAAUUUUUUUAAUCAAAUAUUUCAUCAUAAAACAUGAUUGAGGACAGAGACUAUUUUUAGGCUUACUAGGACACUAUUAUGGGUUUUUAUAAAUCAUGAGAAUGCUAUAGAAAGUACUUGAAAAAUAUCUCAUCCUUUUUCUGUCUAAGGGAAACUGUUCUCGGUGCAAUAAUCUGAAAACUUAGAAGGUCAAAAUAUAUCACAGGAAAUGAUCAAAGAGCUAAAAAUAGUUUUUAAGGAAACCAGCUACACAGGGCAACCAUCUUGUUGUUGAAAAAAGUCAUGUGCCAAAAGACGAAAUCAUUGGCAUCUAGGAAAUAAAGUAUAUGUUGUGAUUUCUGAGCCAGUAUUAUUUAAACAGGAUAAAAGUUACUAAAAUCUGACAGAAGUUUAUGCAGCAUCUCUGCCAUUACUACAAGUGUGAAUACCUUUGUAAACAAUGCUUUCAGAAAUGCCAAUUUUAAUUUCUUUACAUUUCACAUCGUGUAUGAGAGCUGUUGCUUUAUGAACAAUUCAAAAUAAUAUAUUCUAUUUAAAUCUAAUUGCUUUUCAUCAAAUGUGAAGUCUUAUUUUGAAAAUGAAAUCACACUACCAGCAAUAGUUUCGUUGAAUACUCUAAUAAGGAACAAUAACCAGUUCCAUAAAUUACUUUAAAAUUCUAAAAGUGUUGGUACGCUAGUAAUCACAAAUUGGGUUUGUUAUAAUACUUUUUUAAAGAAGGUUUUUUAUAAACACCCUUUCUAUUAAUCAUAAUACAUGGCAAAAUGUGUACUUGCUAUUUCUGAAAAGUGAUCCAAACUGUACAUCCAGAGAUAAUGACAAAUUCUUAUAGAAUUUUGUAAUAAGUAUACAUGUUGGGUUAAAGAAAUUUCAUAGUUGUUGGAGUGCCAUGAAAUUAAUACUUGCAAUUCAGAUUGCUGUAGUUUACACUUUUUCUGUAUGUUUCGAAUCAGGUGUGUUAUCAUUUGUACUGAGAACACCACAGAAUGAAUUAUCCAAAGUCCAUUGAUUUUAAUAUGUGUUUUGGUUUGUAAACAAAUUAUAGUAACUUCUUGCACAUUUUUGGAAAUUGUUUAAGAAUUUAUGUAUCUGCUUCUAGAUACAGUGUGUAAAUAAAAAUUUCGUUCACAAGA